Messenger RNA from Chenopodium quinoa (quinoa), 2815 nucleotides. RefSeq names its product nucleolar MIF4G domain-containing protein 1-like. Gene Ontology annotation, molecular function: RNA binding; protein binding. The coding region runs from base 193 to 2553 and encodes 786 amino acids. Gene Ontology annotation, cellular component: nucleolus. Gene Ontology annotation, biological process: ribosomal small subunit biogenesis. The record is from RefSeq and is a predicted model, not a curated record. The transcript is spliced from 13 exons. NCBI's taxonomy places the organism in Eukaryota, Viridiplantae, Streptophyta, Magnoliopsida, Caryophyllales, Amaranthaceae.
AGUUAUUUCAAUUUUGUUUCAAUCUUUUCAUUAAUUAUUAUUAUCAGUCAUAAAUGGAUUUGCUAGACCUUUCACCAUAUUUUUUUGUUCUAACCUCUUUAUCUCUCCUCCUCCAUUAAUCGACAUUUCCUACCUUUUUCUCUACUGCACAGACACACAACAUUGGAAGCUUUUGUCUAAACCACUUAAACUAUGGAAAGGAUGGCGUCGCGCAAGGAGAAGCGGAAAGCUGCUAGACAAGAAAAGAAACAACAUAAGCAUCAAUCUCUGCUUCAACAUCAGAUAUUUAGCAAGUCUAAAAGGAACUCAAACAAUUUGAGGAAUGGUAGUGUGAAAGAGGGUAUGAUUUCUUCGGUUGAGAAUGUGAGUACAGAAGGAAAGAAUAGGAAGUUAUCUAUGAUGGAGAGUGAUAGUGACGGCGGUAAUGCUAAGCCUGCUGUUAAGAGUAGGAUGUCCAAGUAUCAAAAGAAGGUCGGUAAAAAGAGGACAGGGUUUGAGGAGUUUUUGGAAAUGGAUAUGAAGUCAGGGCCGUCGAUGGAGGAGGACUUGGAAAUGGAACGGAAGUUGGCUAAAAGACUGAAAUUGAAAAAUGGGAAAUUGGAUGAUGGUGGUGAUGGACUUGAUUUCUUAUUUGAAGGUAUCCCGUCUUUUCAUGAUUCAUCUGAGAAAGUAUACGAUAGACAAGAUGACAGUGAAACAGAAAGUUUACUAGAAGACGAUGAUAGGAACAGAAAGAAAAAGAGAAAGAAAAUGAAAAAAUCGGGGCGAGAGAGCAAUUUAUUUGCAUCUGGUGAUGGGGAUGAGGCAAAUGACAGCAGCGAAACAGAAAUUGUUGGAAGGAUUGAAAAGAAAAAAAGCAAGAGGAGAAAGAGUAAGAGAAGAAACGUGGAGCAAGAAAGUGUUUCUGAUGAUGGUGAUGAUGCUACUGAUAUGAAACAAGCUGAAAACAUGUCACUUGAUUCAGAUGAAGAGGGUGAGGAAACUACAGUGUUAGAAACGGAUUCUGGGUUACAGAGCAUUGGCAAGUAUGUUGCACCUCAUUUGAGAUCUAGAUCUGGUGAUGAUUUGCAAGAGUAUGUACAAAUUCGAAGACGAGUACGAGGUCUGCUGAACAGGAUGUCUGAGUCUAAUGUGGAGUCUAUUACUGGAGAAAUUUUCUCAAUAUUUCAGUCUGUCAGUCGUGCUAUUGCAUCACAAAUUGUCAGUGAAGAGGUUUUGGCUUCAUGUGCUGGAGGUCCACGAGGAAAUGAACAGUAUGCAGCAGUAUUUGCAGCAUUUCUAGCUGGUAUGUCAUCCAUGAUUGGAAUAGACUUUGGUGCGAGGUUCAUGGCAUCCCUUGCAAAAUCAUUUGAGGAUGAAUACUCCAAGGAAGAUAAUCUCUCCCUCAGAAAUUUGUCACUUCUCCUUUCCUACUUGUGCAUAUUUGGAGUGUGCUCUAGUGACUUGAUAUAUGAUUUUCUGAUCAAGCUAAGCAAACAGCUGGCAGAGAUUGAUGUUUCUAUUAUAUUAACGAUUUUACAAUGUUGUGGAAUGAAGUUGCGGGGGGAUGAUCCUACUUCCAUGAAAGACUUCAUCUCAAGUGUUCAAAGUAGAGUGAAUGAGUUAAAGGCUACAUCAGGAGAUGCGGAGAUGGUUACAUAUAGCAAGAGGAUGGAAUUUAUGCUUGAGACUAUAUGUGACAUCAAGAAUAACAAGAAGCGUGCUAAGGAGGAUUCUUCACCACACACGCGUAUCAAGAAAUGGCUGCAAAAGCUUAGAGUCGAUGACAUUACACUCAGGGGAGUCAAAUGGAGUAAGCUGCUUGAUCCCAACAAGAAAGGGCAAUGGUGGUUUUCUGGGGAUCUAUCUUCUCAAACAGAAAAUGUUCGUAAAGUUUCUGGUAAGAUGGACAAAGAGGUUAAUGAGGCCCAAAAAAUGCUGAACCUUGCUGCCAAACAAAGAAUGAAUACAGAUACCAGAAGGGCAAUUUUUCUUGUUAUAAUGAGUGGAGAAGAUUAUAUUGAUGCAUUUGAGCAACUAUUGAGCUUGAAUCUGCACGGAAAGCAGGACAGAGAGAUCAUGCGAGUUCUUGUUGAGUGCUGUUUGCAGGAAAAGUCCUUCAAUAAGUAUUAUACAGCUCUUGCUUCUAAGCUUUGCAGUCAUGACAAAAACCACAAGUUCACUCUUCAGUAUUGCCUUUGGGACCAUUUGAAAGAGCUGGAGUCCAUGCCUUUGAUGAGAUCAAUGCACCUAGCUAAGUUUGAGGCUGAAAUGUUUGCAAGCUUCACUCUUUCCCUUGCUGUUUUGAAAGUCGUUGAUCUGAUUGAUGCCACCCAGCUUACUGCAAAGAGGAUAAUGCAUUUCCGGAUGCUCUUUGAGGCACUUUUCGAGUACCCAGAUAAUGUGGUGUGGAAUGUUUUUACACGAGUCACCAUUACCCCUGAGCUGGAAGAACUCCGAAAUGGCCUGGAGUUAUUUAUCAGAGAGUAUGUUGUAAGCACAAAUAAAACUGCUGCUAAAAAGUUCAAGCUUAUUAAGAAAGCGCUUAACAACGCGGAAGGUGUUCUGAUGUAGAUCUAAUCACAGGCCGCAAGUUAAAAUAGGAAAUAACAGUUACUUGCUAGCUAACCCAACGGGUUAAAGUUUUGGUCAGUUGAGUAAUGACAGAUGAAGGAAUUUCACCUUGAAAUUUAAAUAGGAAGGACGUGUAGAGUGAAAUUUUGUUUUAUUUAUCACUUGUUAAAUUAUCCAAUAAAAUAAUUUUUGUGAUGAUUUCAUUACCAUUUGAUGGCUUUGCAAUUUUUUGCAAGAACAUCUAAUGAUUCAUCUGACGUUA